Messenger RNA from Saccoglossus kowalevskii, 1492 nucleotides. RefSeq names its product E3 ubiquitin-protein transferase MAEA-like. Gene Ontology annotation, cellular component: cytoplasm; nucleus; GID complex. The record is from RefSeq and is a predicted model, not a curated record. Lineage: Eukaryota; Metazoa; Hemichordata; Enteropneusta; Harrimaniidae. Gene Ontology annotation, molecular function: ubiquitin protein ligase activity; protein binding. Gene Ontology annotation, biological process: proteasome-mediated ubiquitin-dependent protein catabolic process.
GCGCAGACAGCCAACAACAUGGCGGAUCUGAAGGCAUUAGAGCACUCUACUUUGAAGGUGCCGUAUGAAAUACUAAAUAAGAAGUUUCGCAAUGCCCAGAAGAAUAUCGAUCGUGAAGUCUCGCAUGUACUACACGUUACUAACGAGUUAGAAAAAUGCCUUGAAAAUAAACCUGUUACAGUUGGUACAGUUGCCAGUUUACUUGACUCAGUGGUGGACAAAUUGACAGUACUUAAAAGAAAGGCUGAGGAGAGUAUAAGUCAGGAGGAAGACAGCGUUAAAGUAUGCAAAAGACGAGUGGAACAUCUAAAAGAUUAUGAUAGUUGUAAUCCGGCCAUUGUAGCUCAGUGGAAGAAAAAAAGAUUGGAUCGGAUGUUAGUGGAAUACUUCCUACGAGCUGGUUUUUACGACUCUGCUCUGAAGUUAGCAAGGCACAGUGAUAUUGAGGAUUUGACCAAUAUAGAGUUAUUUAUGAUUUCAAAGGAUGUAGAAGAGUCGUUACUUCGUAGAGAAACUUCCACUUGCCUCGCUUGGUGUCAUGAUAACAAAUCAAAACUUAGAAAAAUCAAGAGUUCUUUAGAGUUCAAUUUACGUACUCAAGAAUUUAUAGAACAUAUACGUUUCAAUAAACGCAUGGAGGCAAUUCGCCAUGCUCGGCGGUUCUUUUCUAGUUUAGAACAGCAGCAGCUACCUGAAGUACAGAAAGUCAUGGGCCUCCUUGCUUAUCCUUCCGAUACUACAAUAGGUUCUUAUAGGGAACUUUUAGAUGCAAGUCGGUGGCACAUGUUAGUUGAACAAUUUAGAGCCGACAAUUUCAAACUCCAUCAGCUUAAUUCCAACUCUGUAUUUACAGUCACUCUAGAGUCUGGUUUAGCUGCUUUGAAGACACCUCAUUGUUACCGUGAUGAUAGUAAGAAUGCAGAGUGUCCAGUUUGCAAUAAGAAUUUAAACGAAUUAGCCAAACCAUUGCCAUUUGCACACUGUGCUCAGUCUAGAUUAGUUUGCUUCAUGUCAGGACAAAUAAUGAAUGAACACAAUCCACCAAUGAUGCUACCUAAUGGAUAUGUGUACGGACAAAAUUCAUUACGAACCAUGGCAUCAGAGAACGAUGGGAAGGUCACAUGUCCAAGAACAAAGGAAGCAUUUGAUAUAGAUCAAGCGGAAAAAGUUUUUGUUAUGUAACACAACUUUUUCCCCAAUCUGUUGUCUAUGUUGUAUGUCAACAUCACUUCAUUCAGCGCUUUCAAACAAUUCAUCACCCAUAGUCUUCUGCAUUGUGUCAAUUUCUUCAAAGAUUGAUGCUGCAAAUAGCUCUGUUUCCUUCAUUCCCCCUGCUCUCCGUUCCCUGUGAUUCUUGUCUAUUAUUUUACUCUCGCACCAUUCCAUACUGCCCCAUUAUCAAGCAUUGAUUUGUCUGCUUCCCAAUUGAGGGCAAUCUCACUCUGACAAGUCAGUCUGGCUGUACCAAAAACAAUACAUUGGCAGAGAGAGC